Messenger RNA from Rotaria sp. Silwood1, 1176 nucleotides. The record is from the annotation of a GenBank genome assembly. NCBI's taxonomy places the organism in Eukaryota, Metazoa, Rotifera, Eurotatoria, Philodinida, Philodinidae.
AUGUCGUCAAUUACAAUUAUUCCACGUUCAUAUGCCUCAACAACAUCAUCAAAUUUACCAAAUAUUAAUAUUCCACCAAUGCGUCCUGCAUAUUUAAAUCCAAAACCAGCACCACGAACAAUUCCACCAACUUACCAACAUCUUACUCAACAAGUUCAACGUAAACCAGCAUUAUAUGGGGCUGGCCAACGUAAGUACAACAAUUUUCAUAAAUUUCAAACAGGUACAACAACAACAUUCAAUGGUUAUACAAAUUAUAAUGGUUCAAACAAUAUUAACUUACCACCUACACCAGCACCACGUCAAUACUUACCACCAACACCAUUUUAUAAUAAUAAUAAUCGUUAUCAACAACAACAAAAUUACCAUUAUAAUCGUUACAAUAAUUAUCGUCGACCCAAUUUUUACAAUAAUAAUAAUUAUAAUAAUAAUAUCAAAAAUUUACCAUCUUUACUUGAUAUUAAUCCAUUUCAUUUACCAUCUGAACAUAAUACCCGGUCAUUCCAUCAUGCCCAACAGUAUCAUCCAAAUCAACAACAUCAUCAACAUUUACCACGUCCAACAUCACGUACCCGUUUCCAUAUAUUAUCACAAUUACCAUCUCAAUCUCGUUCCCGAUCACGUUCACCAUUUCGUCCACCACCAAUAAAACCACGUCGUAUUUACCAACAACAACAACAAAAUAAUAAUAAUAAAAAUAAUUAUCGUCGUCCACCGGUACCCGUACCCAAUAUUAAUAAUAAUAAUAAUAAUUUUAAGGGAAUUAUACUAUCCGAUUCAAUGUGUUCUCGUGUGAGAACUUAUGCAUUAAAAAAUAAUUAUAUUAACAUUGAAUUAUCUUAUGAAUCAGGUUGUGAUAUUGUUAAAAUGAUAAAUUGGUUAAACACACCUGAAGGUCGCGGUACGAAAUUAGAUUUUGAUAUUGUUGAUGCGCGUCUCGGACCCUUGGAUAUGCGUGUAGAAGAUGGGUUACAUCCAUCAACUACCACUGGCCGAUGGAAAUAUGAAGGAGCUAUUCGUGAAUGGUUCUCGAACCGUGCCGCCGCGCACUUUUCUUCUUCUCUUUCAUUUCAGCACCACCACCAACAACAACGUCCAACAGUACCAACACCAACAAUAUUAACAUCAACACCAAUACCAACAUACGCCUCAGUACCAACAGUUAUUAUCAGAUGA